Dovyalis caffra is the source of this 1122-nucleotide messenger RNA. NCBI's taxonomy places the organism in Eukaryota, Viridiplantae, Streptophyta, Magnoliopsida, Malpighiales, Salicaceae. The record is from the annotation of a GenBank genome assembly.
AUGGUUUUCCAAGAUUUUGACCUCCUAUCCGAGCGAAGAAGAUUAGAAAGGCAACAAAAAUUAAGAAAGAAAAUUGUCAUUGCUGCUGUUUCAAGCAUUGCUUUCUUUGUUAUAGUUGGUGCUGGAGUUUUUGCCCUUGUUUCUAGUCACAACACCAGCUCGGAAAACAAGGGAGCUGGAUCAGGUGUAUCUCAGCCUGCACCAUCCGCAAAAUCGAUAUCAACUGUCAUCAGGGUUAUCAAAAAGGUAUGUAAUGCUACCACUUAUCAGGAUACCUGCCAAAACACCCUCAAGAAGGAAGUGGAAAAGAACCCUUCUUCAGCUCAACCCAAAGAUCUUCUCAAGAUAGCAAUCAAAGCAGCUGAUGAAGAGAUAGAGAAGGUUUUAAAGAAAGCCUCCUCGUUCAAAUUCGACACGCCAAGGGAGAAAGCGGCAUUUGAUGAUUGUCUAGAACUUAUUGAGAAUGCCAAAGAAGAAUUGAAAGACUCUAUUACCCAUGCUGGUGAUGAUCUAGGGAAGCUUGCUAAAAAUGCCCCGAACCUGAACAAUUGGCUGAGUGCUGUCAUGUCUUACCAACAAACUUGCAUUGAUGGAUUUCCUGAAGGGAAAUUGAAAUCUGAUAUGGAGAAGAACUUUAGGGCAGCCAAGGAGCUCACCAGCAAUUCCCUGGCAAUGGUCUCAUCAUUGGCUUCAUUACUGAAAAAUUUACCCUUUCCGGGAGCAGUUAACCGUCGCCUUCUGGCUGAGGGAAACAAUUCACCAUCAUUGGACAAGGAUGGCCUUCCUGAAUGGAUGAGUCAUGAGGAUCGGAGGAUUUUGAAGGGUGCUAAUCAAGACAAGCCAAAACCACAUGUUACUGUGGCAAAAGAUGGUAGUGGAGACUUCAAAACUAUUUCCGAAGCAUUGGCAGCCAUGCCAGCAAAAUAUGAAGGACGGUACGUUAUCUUUGUUAAACAAGGAAUUUACGAUGAGACCGUGACAGUGACAAAGAAGAUGGUGAAUGUCACCAUGUACGGUGAUGGAUCACAAAAGACCGUUGUGACAGGGAACAAAAAUUUUGUUGACGGAGUUCAGACUUUCAGGACUGCAACUUUUGGUAUAUUGAUCACUUCGACACUAUGA